UAUCAUUCUGUAUAAAACAUAAUAACAAUUUGAACAAGUCAUCAAACACUCUGUUACCACCACUGACUUGUGUUUUAUUUAUAUAGGAAGUGAUAGCACAAGCACUGCAGAAUAACAAUAGCACUAUAUUUGAAUAUGAGGAUGAUGAUGGGGAUCGUAUCAUUGUCAGUAGCGAAGCAGAAAUGGAGGCAAUGAUGUCUUUUUACAUGAAUCUAAUGGAAGAAUGUACAAGUAGUGGAAAGAUGGCACCCCCUUUAACACUAUAUCCAAGAGUCAACAAUGCGGGGAAGAGGAACUUCCACGGUUUAACGAUAAAUACAAGACCAGAGGAGUCAUCACUUGUACAGAAAGUUGACAGUGGAGUUGUUCUAGGAACUGGACAUCGGCAUGAUGCAGCACUUAGAGAAAUCCUUGCAAAUGGAACUAUGGCAGAAGGUGAUAUACAUUAUCUUGAGGUGCUUGGGUGUGGACAUAGUGGUACAGUCUACAAAGCUCUCCAUCGGCCUUCAAAUAAUAUAGUAGCAGUCAAGGUUAUGCAUUUAGAUAUAUCAAAAGAAGGGGUGCAAAAACAGAUUGCCUCAGAACUACAAAUUUUAUACAAGUGCGAUUCUCCCGUAAUUAUUGGUUUUUAUAGUGCUUUCUUUAAUGAAGAUAGAAUAUCGUUCUGUACAGAAUUUAUGGAUGGGGGAUCAUUAGAAAUGUAUAAAUGUAUUCCUGAGGACAUCCUAGGGAAAAUGACAGUAUCAAUUGUCCAAGGACUUAACUAUUUAUGGAGCCUUAAGAUAUUACAUAGAGAUUUAAAACCUUCCAAUAUCCUGGUGAACACACAAGGCGAGGUGAAGCUGUGUGACUUUGGUGUCAGUGCUCAGCUGGACCGCUCAAUUGCUGAAACAUACAUUGGCACCAAUGCAUAUAUGAGUCCUGAGCGUGUUUUAGGUUGUGAAUAUGGAAUACCAUCAGAGGUGUGGGCAAUAGGUAUCUUCCUGUUAGAGAUGGCAACUGGAAGGUUUCCUUAUCCUGUCACACCAAGGCAGCAAGCAUUAUCGCCUAUUGAUCUACUUCAGUGUAUAGUACAUGAGAACCCACCAUCUCUUUCACUUGACAAGUUUUCAGAGCCAUUUUCAGACUUUAUAUCAAAAUGUAUGCAGAAGGAUCCCGACUUACGUCCACCUCUUAUUGGCCUGCUACAGCAUACGUUUUUACGCAUGAAUGAUGUUGCUACACGCCACCAAGAAAUCGCAACUUUUAUCUAUAUGACACUGCAGCAGCUGAAGGCACAAGGACUCACAAAGGGUUUAUAACAUGUGUUUACAUGGAGUUUAUAACAUGUGUUCACAUGGGGUUUAUAAAAUGUAAUUAUGUGGACUCACAAUGGGUUUAUAACAUGUGUUUACAUGGAGUUUAUAACUUGUGUUUAUAACAUGUGUGGGGUUUAUAACAUGUGUUUAUGUGGGAUUUUAUGUGGUUUAAAACUUUGUUUACAAGAUAUUUUGUAAUGCUGACAUCAAUUGGCAAUAGCUUUCAUAACAUGUUUUUACAUGGAAUUAUGUUUUGCUCUACCUGAUGUGUUAUCGUACUAAAUACUCAGAACGUUUUCGAAUACUUGCGAAAAAAUUCUUGUGAUUCGGGUAGGAAUCGAACACAUAACCUCCAGAUAAUUAGCAAAACAUCAUCAAAUGUUUUCACAUUAUGUUCACAAUAGUUUGAUGAAUUUUAGGAAAACCAAAUGCAAUAGUGGUCACAUGGUUUAAACAUUUUCACAAUAGGUUGAUGGAAUUUAUUUAUACAAUAUAACAUAAAAAUUAUUGUUUAAGUUGUGUUCACAAAUGGAUAAGAGCCUGGUUAUCACAAGAGCUAACUUUUAGCGCUAACUUUUAGCACCUGCGUGAGAACGCCCGAUCGGUUAGCGCUAACCGUAGGCGGUUAGCAAGUUGAGCGCGUUUUUGUCAUCAACCAACCACACGUACGCGUUUACAAUUUCCAGUUUCUUAUUGCCCAUUGA
Molecule: messenger RNA, 2002 nt
Organism: Anneissia japonica
Lineage: Eukaryota; Metazoa; Echinodermata; Crinoidea; Comatulida; Comatulidae
Product: dual specificity mitogen-activated protein kinase kinase 5-like
Exons: 19
Coding region: 183-1301 (372 amino acids)
Biological process (GO): protein phosphorylation; MAPK cascade
Molecular function (GO): ATP binding; MAP kinase kinase activity
Source: RefSeq, a predicted model, not a curated record